GCCUGGGAAGCAUUGCACACACACACAGUCCCAUAUCGCCCCAAGUUGACCAGAAAAUUGCCGUCAAAAUCAUUGGAAUAAAUGUCAUUUGCCACAAAAUCAAUUAAAUUCAACAGAGCUUGGAACUUCUUAACAUCAUGAUCAGUGGAAAGGAACAACUUUGACUGCCUACUAGUACUACUGCAGUUUUCUUUGAGUAAACAGUCGCUUGGAAUCUGGACUGGAGUCGGUAAAUUUAUUGUGAAAUUUACCGAAGAAGAGGGUUGCGGUUGGACUGAAGCAUACCGGAGUUUUUGUGCUGUGGACCCGUUGAAAAUCUCCUUGGUGUAGGACCUCUAUCGUGGCCUCUCGGUCUGGUGUUGUGGCCUAUAAAAGCAACAUGUCGGGUGGGGGAGAAUCGGUGAAGGUGGCCGUGAGGGUCCGACCAUUUAACACAAGGGAGAAGGAACGAGGAGCGAAGCUGGUUGUUGAAAUGGAAGGAGCAACAACAAGACUUCUCAGUGUUGAUGGAGGUGAAGAACCCAAAACAUUCACAUUUGAUUACUCCUACUGGUCACAUGACGGCUUCACAGAGCAGGAUGAUGCUGUUUUAGCUGCGAACCCCGGCAGUAAAUACGCAUCUCAACAAAAUGUCUUCAAUGAUCUCGGCCAAGGUGUCUUGGACAAUGCCUUCCAAGGGUUCAACUGUUCACUGUUUGCGUACGGCCAAACAGGAUCCGGAAAAUCCUACUCCAUGGUCGGCUAUGGACCAAACAAGGGUAUUGUUCCCAUUACCUGUGAUGUCCUGUUCCAGACAAUAGAGAAGAGUCAGGGUGCUGUGAAAUAUGAGGUCACCUUCUCCAUGCUUGAGAUUUACAAUGAGCAGGUUCGUGACCUUCUGCAGAAGGUCAACCCAAAGGGAGGCUUAGCAGUUAGACAGAAUCCCAAGGAAGGGCUCUUCUACGUCCAAGCACUGAAGAAGGUUGCUGUGGGUAGCUACAGAGAAAUUGAGAGCAGAAUUGAAGAGGGUACGUCCAAUAGAACUGUCGCAGCCACCCAGAUGAACGCAACUAGCAGCCGAGCUCACACGGUCGUCACUAUUCAGUUUGACCAAAUCAGCAAGAACGAAUCUGGACAGGAGACCAAGAAGACUAGUGUUAUCAACCUGGUAGAUCUCGCAGGUAGUGAACGUGCAGACAGUACUGGAGCCACUGGUGACAGACUAAAAGAAGGAGCUAAUAUCAACAAAUCAUUGUCUUCACUUGGAAACGUCAUCUCUGCUUUGGCAGAUCUCUCCAUGGGUAAAAAGAAGGUGCUUGUUCCAUACCGUGACUCAGUGCUCACCAAACUACUGCAAAAUGCCCUGGGUGGUAACAGCAAAACUAUCAUGAUCGCUGCCCUUUCUCCGGCCGAUAUUAACCAUGACGAGACUUUGGGCACCUUACGCUACGCUGACCGUGCCAAGAAGAUCAAGAACAAAGCCGUGGUUAACGAGAACCCGGUGGAGAAGUUGAUUCGAGAGCUGCGAGCGGAAAACGAGAGACUUAAGACUGCAAUGUCUGGAGGGACACUACCAUCAGCAGCCGACCAAAGCAGUGUCAACAUGUCCCCGGAAGAGAAAGAGAGAAUGAGGCAGGAAAUGAUGGAAGAGAUAAAAGCCCAGCUAUCGGCCAACCAAGAAGCCAUGGAAGACUUUGACUGGGACAAGAAGCAUGCCCAACAAAAAGAGGACGACCCAAGUGGUUUGACUGAUAAAGCCGUCAUGCAAUCCCGCAAGAACAAAGAACCUUACUUUGCCAACUUGAACGAGGAUAAUAUGCUGAGCGGCGUGGUCUUUUACUUCUUGGCUGCCAGCGAGACGACGAUUGGACGCAAAGAUGCCGACCCUCAACCAACCGUUAUGCUGAGUGGCCUCAGCAUCUCCAAGAAGCACGCCAUCAUCACCAACGUUAAUGGGGAGAUCACCCUCAAGCCUUACAGCUCAAGCUGUAAGAUCAAAGUCAAUGGUCUUCCCCUGACAGGAGCCCGCAAUCUGGAACAUCUUGACCGUGUCAUGUUCGGCUCCAACCAUAUGUUUGUCUUCCACAACCCCAUCAAUCCCAAGGCGCCCGAGGGGACACCCAACAAUAUUGAGUGGGAUUUCGCCCAGAAGGAGUUGGCCGAAGCUAGGGGAUUGACGGCGGGUGGGAACCUGACAAAAGAUCAACAGAGGGCGCAGGAUCAAAUCUUAGAAUUGCUGCCGAUGGUGAAUGAGGUGAAUGCAGUCAGUGAAGAGCUGGACAAACACAAAGGCUUUGAGAUUGUACUGCUUAGUGAAGAGGCACAGGAAGGAAAUAACAGAGAGACAAAAGUCAUGGUAAAGAUGAAGGAUCUUCUGAAUCGGAAUAGUUGGCUUUGGGAAAGAGGAAAAUUUAUCAACCGUCGCUACGUCAUCCAGGAUCUGUACCAAAGAUACAUCGAUGGCGAUGAGGGCAUUAUGAACAUCCCUAAGGAGGAGGAUCCAUUCUGGGAGCCAGCAGAAGACGUCUUAAUCGGCACGGCAAACGCCUUCCUACAGAGUCUGGGUUUCAACCUAGACUUUGAUGGCAAGAUCACAGUUACUGACUUCAAGGGUAAAGAGGAAGGUUCGCUGAUUGUGUGCAUUGAACCAUGUGACCAGAAAGGUAAAUCCAUUGAAGAAGAUGACUUUGUAGACGAACCCAAUGAGCUCUUGGGUAAACCCUAUCACUUUAAGGUGUCCAUCCGUAACGGUGAGGUCCACAAGUCCCGCUUCUCCAAAGGGCUGAAAGUGAAGUACAAGUGUUACAACGAGCAAGAGUUCACCCUAACCAACGAGAUCAAAGACACGCUGUCGCCGGAGUGGAACCAUAGUAGGAUCGUCUCCAUCCCGAGUGUCACCGAAGACGUCUUGGCGUACUUCGAGAACUCCAGCAUCAAGUUUAGUUUAUACGGCAAACAGAUCGACUCGGCACCAGAUUCUAAGCUCUCGAAACUCACAACAAAGGAGCUGCGUCAGAUGGAGAACAUGCAGGAUUCAGGGAGGAAGACUCGAAUCGGCUCCAUGGCUCCAGAGGGUGAUGGACAAGAUGAAGCUGGGCAGAUCAAAGGAGAACUAUUGCUCCUUAAAAGGAAAUAUGAGAGAUUGGAGAAGAAAGAGAGACGAUUACAGGAGAUUUGCAAGCAGUGGGAGGACAAACCGAGAGAAGAGCAGUUGUUUGAUCCGUUCUAUCGAUCGGUCUCGGCCGUAGCGUACAGCACAGGGUCUAAACUGAAGACUCGAGUGCACAUGCUGAAUAAAAUGAGGCAAAUUCAAGAAAAAACAACAGGAAAAAAGUCACAAGUUUGCUCACUCAUGUAGUAGGGCUAGUAGCCGUUACCGUAGAACCAGGUGCAGCAUAAACUUCCCUAAGUCCUUUGAAGCAAUAAUCUUAACCAUCCUCUGCAUGUUCUCUGUUCUUUUUUCUCUCUACAUAAUUGGUGCUCUUGACUCCUUUAUCUGUUGUUAUACUCUUCACUAAAACAAUCCUACAACUUCAUUGGCUUAAUUUCGUUCAGCUACAAAAUUUGCAAUGCGCAGGAAACUAUUGGCAUUCGAGUUGUCCAGGAUUACUUUUUUUCCACCUCAUAUUCUUUUCUUGAACACAAACCUCAACAUCUUAAAGACGGCAUCUCGCUUCAAACUUUUGCAUUGCUCUCAUAUUCUAAAAUGACCACUCAGCUUUUUAACAAAUAUACUGCCUAAUCACAUGCUUCAACUGUUGUAAUCAUCUUUGACUCACUGCAUUCAAUCAUCGGAUGCUAGGGUGCUGAAUUCUUGUGAAUUUAAGGGGUCUUAAAUUUGAGCAAUAUCAGAUCUGCAAAAGGUGACGGCAAGACGGUGUCUCUAAUGCAGAACACUCAGCUAACACACUUCAAUUUCCUUUUCACACUUCUUUAGAUAAUGUCAAAUAUUUUCUGUUUGUGAAAUUGUUGAAUGUCUUGUUCCCGAUCUUCUCUGGAUGUGUUUUGUUUUGUUUUGAAGCAUGUACUAAUCAGCAUUCCAAAUAGUGGGAGGGAUAUCGUCAAACCAAUUCUAGGCUCAAUUUUAUGACUCUGAUUACGGUGGAACUCUGCUCUUACAGAAGUAUGCACUUCACAUGCAGUAAGCAAAGAGUUCGGAGGUAAGAAGGGCCAUGAAAUUGGGUCCUGCUCUUAUCAGCUGUUUGCACCUCUGACUGGUGCAUGUGAUAUUUCUUUUUUUUAAGUGAAAUUGGCAUCAGGGGAUAAAGAAUAUUAUUGUUAUAUCAUCAGUUCUAUUGUGUACAUCUACAUUUGUAAAGGAUUAAAACAAUUGAACUGUUCCAAAAUCCAAAUGCAUACUUUCUCUAAUGUUCUGGAAACAUUUCAAUUUGAACUGGUGUUGAAGUUGGCUGUGAAAGGACAUAGAACUAACUGCAUCGGAUCUAUUGUUUUGCAUAACAUCUGUUUCAAUCAGUGGAGAAACAAGAGAAGGGGGUAUGGGGGCAGGUGUCUCUCAAAACCCCCUCCCCUCUUGCCCGCAAAACAAGAUAAAAUAAAUGCACAAAUGAAGGGGUUGCUACAUAAAUUAGAACCCCUAAAAAAUACAAACUUAUAGUAAAUAAAUAACAAGUAAAUAAAUAAAUCACACAAACAUUAUAAACACUGAAUACAAUCACGUGCACAGCCUGUUAAAAAAAAACAAAUAAAAAACAUUUCUCUCUGUCUUAUUUUAAUUUUAAAUGGGUUUUUUCCCGGACUGACUCUGAUGUACUCUCUUGCUACAAAUCCUAAAGCCUCUCUCUAUCUUGCCUUGCUACAAAUCCUAAAGCCUCUCUCUAUCUUGCCUUGCUAACUCAAUCACAAACUAAAACCUGCUUUUCCUUUAUAGCCUCACUUCUGCUGGGAAAUAUAAACAAAUAAAUAAGUCCACUUUAACUAACAAGCUGCCGCUGAAAAAUGCAAGCUUUGUCUUAUUUUGUAUUAUUAUUAUGGGGGUUCAGGAUGCACACACGCUUUGUCUUCUUUGCAAGCCCAGCGGAGUGUUUGUCAGUUUCAUUGAUGACAUUUUGUAUUUUUCGAUUCAGGACUCGCACAUGGCUUCCACAGUCUAAUAUUUGCGGUCAUUUGUUAUCUUUAAAAAAAAAUUUGUGGUUUCUAGGGUUGCUUUGCUUUAUUUGCAUCUAAGAUGUCAUUAAAAUAAGAUUGCGCAAUGGGCUACUCGAAGCUCAAUCCACUCAGCCGACUUCUCCUCAGAAAAAUUUGCGUUACAUUUUCAAGGAUGUUUACUUUCUGCCACUGCACACCUCUAACCUCACUAACACUAAAUCCUAAUAAACUUAUGUGAACAUGAUUGUUGUUUUUGUGAGACUGUUGAGACUGUAUCCGAAUUAAUGGCUAUAGCUGUUGCUAAGGAUAUCCUAUACUUCAAUGCAUGAGGAUGCAGCACUCAUAGCCGUAGCCGCCAAUUGGGACACAACCUGACUCUGAGAGCUUUGUCCCGAUGUGAGCCGCUUCUUUAAAAUGAGAUUGUGGUCAUCGAAUUAGAUCGUUCAUUUAAAAAAAAAUCCAACCCGCGUAAUAGGUACUCAAACUUGGCAGCCAUACCGGAUUAUUUUGAGACAAAUUCUUCUCACUCCUCUUGUUUUAUACACUUACGUUAUUAGUUAUGUUAUUAAUAUUUUAAUUGAUUUGAUUUGAUUUGACUGAGCACUACUAUUCUUUGACUAGCCCCGGUAGUUUCUUGCACUCACUCACAAUCAUUUGCACUGUUUGCGAUUUGCUGUGUUGCACGUUCCAACUUCACACACUUGCACAACCUUCGGACCUUCGUUUCUAAGCGAAAGGUCCAAAACUACCAAAUCAUACUUCACCGAUUAAACUUAUAAAUCUUGUUUGAAAAGUAUUAUCAUCUUGUUUGAAAAGUAUUAUCAUUUUGGGAGUUCCAUGUGUGUGUUUUUUUCUUUGGUUGGGGGGGGGGAGGGAUCAUAGUUUGGAGCAGAAACAUUUCAUUGACUAGUGUGCAUCUUGAAAUGUGUAUUUUGUCAUUUGUUUUAUUUAUUUAUUGGGUUUUGUUUUCGCUGUUCAUGCCAAGGUUUCAUUGUUUUGUUUGCUUUAUUUUGUUGUCAGAACACAUCAAAAUUGGUUUACAUUUUAUCAGGGAUUUGGUGAUCAGUCAUUAUCAAGCUUAUUUCUAUUGUGGCAAUUGAAGUAAGCGUUGGUUGUUUGUGAUAUUUUUGUUCAAAUGCUAUUUACUCAGCUUUGACAGUAACUCGGACGGAAGUAUGUCUCUUAUAGAUUGCUUCUGUUUUUCGUUUGAAAGUCUAAUUAGGAGGAAACUUUGUGUGAAAUUACAAGUCUACUGUCCUGGCUUUGUGGUCUUCUUGAGUCCUGUUUAUGUCUCGUCCUUUCAUGUUUGUACAUGUAUUUGUUUGUACAUUUCAUUAUUUUGAUGUGUUGUCAUGUUAUUGUCAAUUUGUGUUGAUCUGGAAUUGUUUUUAAUUGAUGUUAAAUAUGCAUCGGGAUAACAUUUGUGUUUUUACACAUAAACCGAUGUGUGUUAAGCACCGUACACUCAGUACUUUCCCCGGAGUCCUUUGAACAAAAAUCUACAGGCAUAAACAUUAUUACUCGGGUGGGAUUCAAACCCUGACACAACCUACGUGCAAGUUCAGUGGGAUAGUGGUAAGACAUAUCUAGACAUCUCAUGGGUUCGAUUCCCUUCCAAGGAAGUUGCUAGUGGAUUUUUGUCUCGGGACCUGGGGAUCAGUGCAGAGCAUACAGUGCAUAAUACACAUCGGUGUAGCGGUAAAAACACAAACAAUACACUUUAUUAUGGAGCGCUUGUGGUUGUUUUUGAUGAGGUGGAAUUUUAUGAGAUAUUAUUUUGAUGAACCAAGUUCCUUAGUUGCUUUUGGGGCAUUUUGGAACAAAGUUCAGGAAAGGGCAAAAGCCUGCGACUGGUUGGAAGGAUGUACAAAUUUGAAGUCAAAAUUCCAAAUGCCUCACUAAAAACAACCAAAAGUACUCAUGAGGAAUCUAGACCAUGAAAGGCAAAUCUUAAUUGGAGGUCGAUCUGAAUUGACAACGUUUGGCAGAAGUACAGUGAACAAUUUUGAAGGGCCCAAUUUCAUAAAAGCCAAUUUAAGCGGAAAAUAUUGCUUAGUGACAAAUUUUAUGCUCGGCAAAAGUGAGCAGGGAUACCCAUCCUAGAAGGUGAAUCAGACAAGGCACUUUGGCUGGCUGGUAACCUUAAACUGAGCGGGCUCCCCAUCCUAGAAGGUGCAUCAGACACGGCACUUUGGCUGGCUGGUAACCUUAAACUGAGCGGGAUACCCAUCCUAGAAGGUGACUCAGACAAGGCACUUUGGCUGGCUGGUAACCUUCAACUGAGCGGGAUACCCAUCCUAGAAGGUGAAUCAGACAAGGCACUUUGGCUGACUGGUAACCUUAAUCUUGUCAGCUAAACUGUAUUGUGCUUAGCAGCUUUUUUAUUUGUGUUAAGCAGCUCUGUGAAAUUAUGCCCCGGGGGAGAGGUUGUGAAGACAUUGAUUUCGUCCAUGUAGUAAAAGUGGCGAGAGUGAGGGAAACUAUAUGUGAGAGGUUGAAGACAUUGAAAAGGCGAUGAAUCUUGACAGAAAUACUCUCUCUAUAUAUAUACUAAACUAAAAUGUUGACAAGUUUGGACAAACCUCUUUCAGUUUGUAAAAUCAAUUUUCUUGGUUCUUAUGCUUUUGUUUUGUCUUCUUUUA
Molecule: messenger RNA, 7727 nt
Organism: Asterias rubens (European starfish)
Lineage: Eukaryota; Metazoa; Echinodermata; Asteroidea; Forcipulatida; Asteriidae
Product: kinesin-like protein KIF28P
Exons: 24
Coding region: 380-3337 (985 amino acids)
Biological process (GO): microtubule-based movement; cytoskeleton-dependent intracellular transport
Cellular component (GO): kinesin complex; microtubule
Molecular function (GO): microtubule binding; microtubule motor activity; ATP binding
Source: RefSeq, a predicted model, not a curated record